Molecule: messenger RNA, 1770 nt
Organism: Caenorhabditis briggsae
Lineage: Eukaryota; Metazoa; Nematoda; Chromadorea; Rhabditida; Rhabditidae
Gene: Cbr-ifd-1
Product: Protein CBR-IFD-1
Exons: 11
Coding region: 1-1770 (589 amino acids)
Source: RefSeq, a predicted model, not a curated record
AUGAAGACAGCUCGCCGUGUGUUCAAUCCAGUCUUGGCUAAAAUUAUAGAAAGUGAAACUGCACUUCCAUCAGGAAUCACAUCCACUGGAGCACUCUCAGGAUUUGCUCAACAAGCCGCCAACACUCUCCGUGACAAUCGUAACAGAGAGAAACAGGAAAUUGCGGAUUUAAAUAACCGAUUGGCUAGAUAUAUUGAAAAGGUCCGUUUCCUUGAAGCUCAAAACCGAGUUCUUGAUGCAGACGUUGGACUCUUCCGUCAAGCAGCGUAUAUCCAUUCUGAACGUAUCGCAGUUUACUAUGAGGCUGAAAAAACUUCACUGGUUACACUGUCUCGUGAGCAUGAUCAGAAGACGUCCACACACAAACAAGACAUCAGAAGACUGGAACCUGAGAUUGCUACAGCUAGAAAGAAUUGGGAAUCUUCCGUUGAGCAUCGCAGGAGUCUCAGACUCGAGAAAAGAACUCAAUUGAAACGCCUCUCCGACAUUGAGGCAGAGAAUGCAUUUGUCAAGAGACUUAUUAACGAAUGUGAGGAGGAAAAAACUCACUUGCAAGCUGAAAUCUCUCGCAUUCGAGCAGAAAUCAAGAAGAUUCUCGCGAAGCGUGACAAAGAACGCAGUGGAGUUUCAAGGAAUCAACAGUCUGCUCAAGACCUCCUCAAGAAGCUGAGCGCAUCAAUCAGUUCACAUGAAAUCGCCAUUCGUGAAGAAAUCAGCAAUGCCAGAAGAAAUUCAACGGACAAAAAUCGUGAAUAUUUCCACAGAGAGCUUCAUUUGGCAAUGAAGGAGAUUCGUGACCAAUUUGAAUCCAACGCGAAGUCAUCUCGUAAGACAUGGGAGGAGUGGUACAAGAAGAAGAUUACUCAUAUCAAGGAAGCCGGAAAGAAAUUCGAAACCACUCAAAUUCAAGAAAGAGAAGAAGUGAUCCGAAUUCGCGUGAUUGUCAAUGAAUUACGUACUAAGAUCACUGAUGCAGAUACAAUGAGUUCACAACUUGCCAAGAGAAUCGAAGAAAUGAAACAUCGUGCGGACGAAGAGUUGAGAAUGUUUGAAUACGCUCUGAAUGAAAAGGUGUUCAGUGUGAAUAAAAUGAAGGAGGAAUGCAUGCGAAUGCAAGUUAUGAUUGAGAAGCUCUUAGAAUAUCAAACUAACCUUCGCAAUGAAAUCACUCACUACCGAAAAUUGAUUGAUAAUGCAGAGAAUUUGAGAACAACUUAUCAAAGUAACUUCGUGAUUGAUACUCCAUCUCCAGUAAUGCGCAACACUACAUCAUAUCACUCUAAUGGAUCUGCUUUCACAAUGAAUGUCCAAGAAUCUCAUUACUCUGAACCCUACUUUUCUAGCAUGAGUCAUGCAAGCUAUGACAUUUCUACCACGAACCGUGACAGCUAUGACAUUUCAAAUUUGAGCAGUAUCAAUAGCCAGCAAUUCCGCAGCUAUUCCAGAGGAGACGUUAAACUGAUUGAGCACAAAGAUGAAUCAAUCGUCAUUGAGAACUCGAACAACUACAAAUCCAAAGAUUUGUCGAACUGGAAACUCCAACACUAUGUUGACGGAGCCCUCCGUGGUACCUUCAUCUUCCCAGUUGCCACUCAUAUCCAUCCAUUAGAGAAGAUUUCGAUCCACUCCUUGGCAUCUUCUAACCUUCUUGAUGAUUUGGUUGCAACAGGAAUCUACAGUUUCGAUUUCUCAAAGAAAACAAAAUCCGUUCUUCUUGACGAUGCUGAUGAGGAAGUUGGAUGGUAUGCGCACGUAUCGUACAGUCACUGA